This is a messenger RNA of Penicillium alfredii, 1167 nucleotides long. It is a transcript of the gene slt11, whose product is annotated as Pre-mRNA-splicing factor ECM2. The transcript is spliced from 2 exons. Gene Ontology annotation, cellular component: U2-type catalytic step 2 spliceosome; U2-type catalytic step 1 spliceosome; Prp19 complex. Gene Ontology annotation, molecular function: U6 snRNA binding; pre-mRNA binding. The record is from RefSeq and is a predicted model, not a curated record. The coding region runs from base 1 to 1167 and encodes 388 amino acids. Lineage: Eukaryota; Fungi; Ascomycota; Eurotiomycetes; Eurotiales; Aspergillaceae.
AUGCCGCCGCAGAUCAAGCAUGACCUCAACCGCUCGGGCUGGGAGUCCACCGACUUCCCGUCCGUGUGUGAAAACUGCCUACCCGAAAACCCCUAUGUCCAAAUGAUGAAGGAAGAUCAUGGCGCAGAAUGCAAGAUUUGUACCCGUCCCUUCACUAUUUUCCGCUGGAAAGCCGAUCGGACUUCCCGCCAGAAGCGCUCUAUCAUCUGUCUAACUUGCGCGCGUCUCAAGAACUGCUGCCAAUGCUGCAUGCUCGACUUGUCUUUUGGUCUUCCGAUCGUCGUCCGCGAUGCGGCUCUCAAGAUGGUUGCUCCCGGCCCGGACAGCUCGAUUAAUCGCGAAUACUAUGCGCAGGAGCACGAGAAGGAGAUUGAAGAGGGCCGUGGCGCGAUCGAGGAAUAUGAGAAGACCGACGACAAGGCCCGUGAGUUGCUGCGGCGUCUUGCCAACAGCGAACCAUAUUAUCGGAAGCCCCGCCGCAUCGAGGCACCGCCAGCGGAUGGAGAGGAUGCCGGGGAGUCUGCUUCGCAAGAACCGCGCACGCACAGUCGGUACGGAAAUGGACCAGGUCCGAUCCGAACGAGCGAAAGCCGCGUGGGGAACCGUUUGCCUGGGCGCGGAGGUGCACGUGGAGGACGAGGUGGAGGCCGGGGUGGUCGACCAUUCCCUGGCACUGCUCAGCUGCCGCCGUCGGCCGAUGAUAUUCUCCCGCCUGCGGAUCCCAACAUUACUUCCCUGUUCGUGACGGGUGUAGAGGACGAUCUCCCUGAACAUACCCUUCGAACUUUCUUUACGCAGUUCGGCCAGCUUCGCUCGUUGAUCUGCUCACACCGUUCGCACUGUGCCUUCAUUAACUAUGUCAACCGCGCUGAUGCCGAAGCCGCCGCGAAACAGUGCCAGGGCAAGGCUGUUAUCCAAGGGUGCCCGCUACGCGUGCGCUGGGGUAAACCGAAGCCACUCGACAAUCUGGAUCGCGAGGAGCGACUCAACAACGCACGCGAAGGUCGGCAGGCCGCAGGGCCGGUUCCGAGAGGCACCAAGUCCGACAAGCGAGCCAUUACUGCCGCUGGCGAAGAAGCCGGCAAGCAGGAUAAGCCCCAGAACUACACUGUGGCUCCACCCCCGGGAGCCAGCUCGGUCCAGUACGCCAGUAUGUCUGGUGAGUAA